AUGCACACAUGGCUCAGGCCCGAGGCUGAGCAAUCCCUAAAACGCAAAGAGGCUCCACUUUCAGGGCUCGAAUCCACACUAGUUCGCGACGCUCUAUCCAAAGAGAAGGCCGGGACUCGCUUCGAUCGUUACAAGCGUUUGGUCGAGGUAUUGCGCAUACGGGUCACUCGACCGGUCAUUGCUAUUACCUCCCUUGGAGAUUUGGGACGCAAGUAUACCUGA
Penicillium pulvis is the source of this 222-nucleotide messenger RNA. RefSeq lists its product as uncharacterized. The record is from RefSeq and is a predicted model, not a curated record. NCBI's taxonomy places the organism in Eukaryota, Fungi, Ascomycota, Eurotiomycetes, Eurotiales, Aspergillaceae. The coding region runs from base 1 to 222 and encodes 73 amino acids. The transcript has a single exon.